UACUCAGUUAAGGACAGUCAAGCUCUCAGCGGAGAUCAUACCCUAUGGCCACAAGGAAGGAGGAAGGAAUAAAGACAUUUCCACGAGCUAUAAUUGUUUCAAGGGGCCCACAGGGAGCUCUGCCACUGUGUUCUCUGGCGCUUCUGUGGCCACAACUGGUGUUUUGCUUGGGGCAGCUGCUGGCCUUAAGCAUCUAAGACGUCCAGAUGAUCAUUAGCUUUCAAUGAUUCCUGAACACAUUCUGCUCAGGAGUCAAACUAACCCCGAUUCCUCUUUUUCUCUUACCCAGACUGUCAUUGUUUUGCCAAAUGGUGGCCCACAGUAUGUCCUAAGCCUAAGUAAGUCAGCAGCUGGAAGGGACCUCCGGGCUAUCCAAUUCAAGGCCUCAUUUUACAGAGGAGAAAACUGAGGCUGAUGACAGUAUGCCUUGUUCAUGGCCACAAAAGUAAGAAGGAUCAGAGAGCCGAGGCACUUUUACUGGGAACUGCAUGCGGACAAAAAGGGGUUUUGCAGAGGACUCGCCUGACAAAUAGGGCAGUGAGAUCCAGGACCCUGCCUACGUGGACAGUGAGAACACGCUCGGAGAGUCCGACCUCUUUCCCGAGGACGAGGCCAUGACGCUGGCCCAGCACGAAGUCCUUCAUGAGUCUGACAUGGACAGCGCCAUUGACAGUGCCCCGAGUCUGGAAGUAUCUGACAUGAGUCCGGGAGAGGAGAAAGACGGGGUCCUGGGAGGCCUCUUUCUUCCAGGCGACAAAUCGUUUAUCCCCAACCCGUCCGCAACGUCUGAUCUCUCCACACACUCAACAGCCUCCCUCAUCAGCAACGAAGAGCAAUUUGAAGACUACGGGGAAGGGGACGAUGUGGACUUCAACCCCAGCAGCCCCUGCCCCGAUGACGAGGCUAGAACCAACGUCUACUCCGACCUGGGAUCCUCCGUGUCUUCCAGCGCAGGACAGACCCCUAGAAAAAUGAGGCAUGUCUACAACAACGAACUGCUGGAUGUCUACUGCUCUCAGUGCUGUAAGAAAAUCAGUCUGCUGAACGAUUUGGAAGCCAGGCUGAAGAAUCUGAAGGCCAACAGCCCCAAUCGGAAGAUCUCUAGCACAGCAUUUGGACGACAACUCAUGCACAGCAGCAAUUUCAGCAGUAGUAACGGCAGCACCGAGGACCUGUUCCGGGACAGCAUUGACUCCUGUGAUAAUGACCUCACAGAGAAGGUGAGCUUCCUGGAGAAAAAGGUGACCGAGCUGGAGAAUGACAGCCUGACCAACGGAGACCUGAAGAGCAAAUUAAAACAAGAGAACAUGCAGCUUGUCCACAGGGUGCAUGAGCUGGAAGAGAUCAUGAAAGACCAGGAAACGACGGCGGAGCAGACCCUGGAGGAGGAGAUCAGACGACAUCGGGAGCUGUUCAGUAAACUCGAGAAGGAGAAGGGCACUGAGAUCGAGCUGCUAAACACAAGGGUACAACAGUUAGAAGAAGUGAACACAGAACUGAGAACCACAGUGGCCCGUCUAAAGUCCCAGGCGGAGAAAUUAGAUGAGGAGCGGCAGCGGAUGUCCGACCGGCUGGAAGACACCAGCCUCCGGCUCAAGGACGAGAUGGACUUGUACAAGCGGAUGAUGGACAAGCUGCGGCAGAACCGGAUAGAGUACCACAAGGAGCGUGAGGCCACUCAGGAGCUCAUUGAGGACCUGAGGAAGGAGCUGGAGCACCUUCAGCUUUACAAACUGGACUGUGAGCGGCCUGGGCGGGGACGAAGUUCCUCUUCCAGCAUGAGCGAAUUCAAUGCCAAGGCCCGGGAAAUUGAACUGGAACAUGAGAUCAAGAGGCUCAAGCAGGAAAACCAGAAGCUCCGAGAUCAGAACGAUGACCUGAAUGGGCAGAUUUUAAGUCUCAGUCUUUAUGAAGCAAAAAAUCUCUUUGCCACUCAGACCAAGGCCCAGUCUUUGGCAGCAGAGAUCGACUCGGCCUCCCGGGAUGAGCUUAUGGAAGCCCUCAAAGAACAGGAGGAGAUCAACUACCGACUGAGACAGUAUAUGGACAAGAUCAUUCUCGCCAUCCUGGACCACAACCCAUCAAUCCUGGAGAUCAAAAAUUGAAAGCGGAUGUCAGGGUCGAGGUGGGAGUGGGACCAAGGAAGAGGUUGGGAGAGCAGCAGCCAUCCGAUACUUUCUGCACAUGUCACUGGAUUUAAGAGUCACUAAUACUGUAAAUGUCUAUACAUACAGCUAUAUGUGUGUAUGUGUGUGUGUAAUUGGGUAUGAAAGAAAAUGAGUGUGUAUGAAUGUUGAUAAUGAGAUGGCGUGCGGUUGAUCCUUUAGUCACAAAGGUCUGCUUUGGUUAGCUUUUCAUGCACUUUGUUGUACCUUUGCAGGAAAGAGGGUUGGCAGAGGGGAUAGGAGGAGAUUAUUAUUUUAAUAACAGUAUAACUGGAAACUUGUGUUCUAGAUAUUGGAUGAAAUGACUACCUCUGGUUGUAAGGGUUUUUUUUAAAAAAGAUCUAUCUCUAUUGUUAGAGGUGCCCCCUCACCUCCUACAGAAUGGAGAACAAAACAAUGACUUUUUCAGUAACUUGAAUACCUAGCAGCCUUGUGAUUAGGAUUAGUUUGAUAUCAUUCUCCCUUUGCCUUCACCGGUGGCACGUCCUGCCAGGGCACAAAUAUUUGGGCCAGGAAGAGAAAUUGGUCUUUUAGUAGAAAAUCAUGGAGGAGAAAGUCACUGCUUCAGAUCUUUGGUGUGUUUGGGGGUAGAAGGUUUAUGACUACCAUAAUCCCUUGCUGGCAAAGAAUGGUUUGUCACUUAAUGUCUACCUCCUCCAUUUCACACACCAUUCAUAAUGACUAGUGGCUGAUUUCUAGGGUGGUAAAUGAAUGGUUUUGGGUCUCAUGAGCAUUAAGCAGCUGUUUCUACAACUUAACCCCAGUUUUCAGGGGACUUAGAAUUCAAGCUGUUUAACUUCUUUCUGGGUGGACUCUUGGCCUUUAUUUUUUAAGGUUUCCCUUGCACUCCUACAUUCCUACUACCUCCCCCUUUGUUUCUGUUUCUGUGUGUGUGUGUGUGUGUGUGUGUGUGUGUGUGUUGUGUAUAUGUGAGUGUAUCUUGGUUGUUUAUUUAAAAAAAUGAAGAUACUUAAAUUUGUGUUUGGUAGGGAAUAGAUGUUUGGAAAGAGUAAGGGAUGGUGAAGGUGUAAGUCACUCAUAGUUGAACUGAAGGCUCUUUUGGGGGUGAGAAGGGUUUUAUUCCCAGCAGUUUUCAUCCACACCAUCACCUUCCAUCCCUGGACAUCUGAAUGGACGGCAUCUAGAUCUGGAAGCCCAUGGGCCAUGUCUGUGUGGGGGCUGAAACUAACAUCCUCAGAGGUUUUGGAUCUAACCAAGAGGAGCUUGCUUACCAUUAUUUUUAAGUCCCCCCCCCAAUAUGACCUGGCAUGAUGAUGUCUGUCUGUAAUCCCAGCUACCUAGGAGGCAAAGCCUGGCAGAGUUGAGCUGGGGAGUUCUGAGCUGCAGGGUGCUAAGUCAAUCGCUUGUCUGCAUCACACUUGGCAUAAAUAUAGCGAGCCUCUAGGACUGAGGGCCACCAGCCUCCCUAAGGAAGGGCAAACUGGCCCAAGUGAGAAGCUGAGUUGGUUAUCGAUAAAAUCAGCAGUAGGACUGAGCGUUUAAGUAGCCACUGCCCUUCCAACCCAGACUAGACAGAAAAGACCCAUUUUCUUUAAGCCCUACUAGAUGUACCUAGCACAAUCCUGAAGCCAGGCUGACUCCUCUUGGGAUGUGGGGUUUUGCCAUCAAAGGAGUUGGAUACAAAGUCAGGGUCCUGCACUCUGCUAGGAUGUGAAGCUCUUUUGUUCUGAAUAUUCAAACAGCCCUUUGUUACCUGCACUGAAGAGAAAGAGUGAGGUUGUCUGUGGGACAUGACUGGAAUAGCCCGGGAGAACUCGGAUUGACUUUCAUCAUUCUCCCAGCACUUGGUGGGGGAUUCACACUAAGAGUCUUUUAUCUACACUCACCUAGAAACUGAGCUCUUUGACAGUUGGCAACGUCUUCUCCCCCAUCCCUAAAAUUUUCAUAUUCGUCUUGAAUUUUUUUAUCCCUUUGUAAUGCAUUUCCCCAUUUACCUUAAUCUAAUUAAUAUAUAUAUGUCAUAUAUAUAUAUAUGUAUUAUAUAAUAUAUAUGUGUGUGUGUGUAUAUAUAUAU
Molecule: messenger RNA, 4200 nt
Organism: Vombatus ursinus (common wombat)
Lineage: Eukaryota; Metazoa; Chordata; Mammalia; Diprotodontia; Vombatidae
Gene: RAB11FIP4
Product: RAB11 family interacting protein 4
Exons: 14
Coding region: 615-2105 (496 amino acids)
Biological process (GO): regulation of cytokinesis; endocytic recycling
Cellular component (GO): cleavage furrow; recycling endosome membrane; midbody
Source: RefSeq, a predicted model, not a curated record